Molecule: messenger RNA, 733 nt
Organism: Hypanus sabinus (Atlantic stingray)
Lineage: Eukaryota; Metazoa; Chordata; Chondrichthyes; Myliobatiformes; Dasyatidae
Product: ATP synthase F(0) complex subunit C3, mitochondrial-like
Exons: 4
Coding region: 159-593 (144 amino acids)
Biological process (GO): proton transmembrane transport; proton motive force-driven ATP synthesis
Molecular function (GO): proton transmembrane transporter activity
Source: RefSeq, a predicted model, not a curated record
AUUCACACGCCUGCGCGGCCGUUACAGGAGGCGCACCGAGUAACAGCCGGACGGACUGCCAUUUCUGCGGGUAACUUUUGAAAGAAAAACCUAACGCCGAGCGUUGCCUAUAUUUUCUUGGCUAGUGAUCGUCUAUCUAUUCGGAUUCAGCCAUCAUCAUGUUUGCCUGCUCGAAAGUGUCUUGGUGGGCCGCAGCAGCGGUUCGCAAUGGAGCCGCACCUCUUUCUAGACCACUUUCUGUGUCAUUAAUGUACAAACCAGAGGGUCAGUCUGGAAAGGAAAACACUGCACUUUUGAGGAGUCAAGGCAAAGAUUUAUUUGUGCAAAAAAUUCACCGAGAUUUCCAGACCAGUGCUACAACCCAGGAUAUUGACACUGCUGCAAAGUUUAUUGGUGCUGGAGCGGCCACAGUAGGAGUGGCUGGUUCUGGAGCUGGUAUUGGAACAGUUUUUGGUAGCCUAAUUAUUGGCUAUGCCAGAAAUCCUUCUCUGAAACAGCAGUUGUUCUCGUAUGCUAUCCUUGGAUUUGCCCUAUCUGAAGCUAUGGGACUCUUCUGUUUAAUGGUCGCUUUUCUCAUUUUAUUUGCUAUGUAAAAUUUUAUUGAAUGGGAAGAAUGGUCUAAAUAUGUGCAAAUGUAAUUAUUUCAUUGGCUAUCAUUGAUGUUGGAGUUCAUAAAGUAUAUGCUUCAAAUCUGUAAUCAUGUUUCAAUAAAUCCAUAUACUAGUAAAACUUU